CGGCGCAACCCGGCCGGCGGUUCCCACAACCCUGGCGCCCGACGUGCGCGGAGUCGCUUCUCGGAGCUCUUUUCCUCCUACUGAUCUCUCAUCCUCCCGGGCCGGGCCGCCCCCGCGCGGCCCUUUUGGCUCCUGGCACGGCCCCGCGCUCGGCUAGCGCCCUGGCGCGCGCCACUCAGUCGUCCCCGGACGGGCGCGGACCGGCUCGGCCCGGGCGCCGGCGGCUGGGGAGGGGGCGCUGGCCCCGGGGUCGCGCAUGCGCCGCCACCGAUCUGGGGCUUUCAGUGGAGGGCGAGUGCUGGCUCCGAGGGGAGGCAACACCUUUGGGGGCCAACGGGCCGCGCGCUGAGGCGGCCGUGGGAACGACUCAUCCCUUUUCCAGCCCUGGGGCGGGGCUGGGGUCGGGGUCGGGGCUGGUGGGGGCCCCGCCCCCGUCUCCUGGCCUGCCCCCUUCAUGGGCUGCUAUGAUGGCGGCCCUGGACCCGAGCAUGGACCUCUCGGGCGCUUCCUCCUCCCUGCCUUCCUCCCCAUCCUCCUCUUCGUCGCCGAACGAGGUGAUGGCGCUGAAGGAUGUGCGGGAGGUGAAGGAGGAGAACACCCUGAAUGAGAAGCUUUUCUUGCUGGCGUGCGACAAGGGUGACUAUUAUAUGGUUAAAAAGAUUUUGGAGGAAAACAGUUCAGGUGACUUGAACAUAAAUUGCGUAGAUGUGCUUGGGAGAAAUGCUGUUACCAUAACUAUUGAAAACGAAAACUUGGAUAUACUGCAGCUUCUUUUGGACUACGGUUGUCAGAAACUAAUGGAGCGAAUUCAGAAUCCUGAGUAUUCAACAACUAUGGAUGUUGCACCUGUCAUUUUAGCUGCUCAUCGUAACAACUAUGAAAUACUUACAAUGCUGUUAAAACAGGAUGUAUCUCUACCCAAGCCUCAUGCAGUUGGCUGUGAAUGCACACUGUGUUCUGCAAAAAACAAAAAGGACAGUCUCCGACAUUCCAGGUUUCGUCUUGAUAUCUAUCGCUGUUUGGCCAGUCCAGCUCUAAUAAUGUUAACAGAAGAGGAUCCAAUUCUGAGAGCAUUUGAACUUAGUGCUGAUUUGAAAGAACUAAGUCUUGUGGAGGUGGAAUUCAGGAAUGAUUAUGAGGAACUAGCACGGCAAUGUAAAAUGUUUGCUAAAGAUUUACUUGCACAAGCCCGAAAUUCACGUGAAUUGGAAGUUAUACUAAACCAUACAUCUAGAGAAGAACCUCUUGACAAACGGGGAUUACUAGAAGAAAGAAUGAAUUUAAGUCGUCUAAAACUUGCUAUCAAAUAUAACCAAAAAGAGUUUGUGUCCCAGUCUAACUGCCAGCAGUUUCUGAAUACUGUUUGGUUUGGACAGAUGUCAGGUUACCGACGUAAGCCCACCUGUAAGAAGAUAAUGACUGUUUUGACAGUUGGCAUCUUUUGGCCAGUCUUGUCACUUUGUUAUUUGAUAGCUCCCAAAUCUCAGUUUGGCAGAAUCAUUCACACUCCUUUUAUGAAAUUUAUUAUUCAUGGAGCAUCAUAUUUCACGUUCCUGCUAUUGCUAAACCUAUACUCUCUUGUCUACAAUGAGGAUAAGAAAAACACAAUGGGGCCAGCUCUUGAAAGAAUAGACUAUCUCCUUAUACUAUGGAUUAUUGGAAUGAUUUGGUCAGACAUUAAAAGACUCUGGUAUGAAGGGUUGGAAGACUUUUUAGAAGAAUCUCGUAAUCAACUAAGUUUUGUCAUGAAUUCACUUUAUUUGGCAACCUUUGCCCUCAAAGUGGUCGCCCACAACAAGUUUCAUGAUUUUGCUGAUCGGAAGGACUGGGAUGCAUUCCAUCCUACACUGGUCGCAGAAGGGCUUUUUGCAUUUGCAAAUGUUCUGAGUUAUCUUCGUCUCUUUUUUAUGUAUACAACAAGCUCUAUCUUGGGCCCCUUACAGAUUUCAAUGGGACAGAUGUUACAAGACUUUGGAAAAUUUCUUGGGAUGUUCCUUCUUGUUUUAUUUUCUUUCACAAUUGGACUGACACAACUGUAUGAUAAAGGCUAUGCUCCAAAGGAACAGAAGGAUUGUGUCGGCAUCUUCUGUGAGCAGCAAAGCAAUGAUACCUUCCAUUCGUUCAUCGGCACUUGCUUUGCUUUGUUCUGGUAUAUUUUUUCCUUAGCACAUGUGGCAAUCUUUGUCACAAGAUUUAGUUAUGGAGAAGAAUUGCAGUCCUUUGUUGGAGCCGUUAUUGUUGGAACAUACAAUGUCGUGGUUGUGAUUGUGCUUACCAAGCUGCUGGUGGCAAUGCUACAUAAAAGCUUCCAGUUGAUAGCAAAUCAUGAAGACAAAGAGUGGAAGUUUGCUCGAGCAAAGUUGUGGCUCAGCUACUUUGAUGAUAAAUGUACAUUACCCCCACCUUUCAACAUCAUUCCUUCACCAAAGACCAUUUGCUAUAUAAUUAGUAGCAUCAGUAAAUGGAUUUGCUCUCACACAUCAAAAGGCAAGGUUAAACGGCAAAACAGUUUAAAGGAAUGGAGAAAUUUGAAACAGAAAAGAGAUGAAAACUACCAAAAAGUGAUGUGUUGCCUAGUACAUCGUUACUUGACGUCCAUGAGACAGAAGAUGCAAAGUACAGAUCAGGCAACUGUGGAAAAUCUAAAUGAACUGCGCCAAGAUCUGUCAAAAUUCCGAAAUGAAAUAAGGGAUUUACUUGGCUUUCGGACUUCUAAGUAUGCUAUGUUUUAUCCAAGAAAUUAACCAUUUUCUAAGUCAUGUAGAGAAUAAUUUUCAAUAAUAAAUCAGAAAGACUGCAUUUGCAUUACUUGCAAUUAAAUCAAUAAGAUACUAUAUUGAAAUAAAGAAUUACAUCAAAGCCAUUCUUUAAAAUAUUUAUAGCAUAAAUAUAUGUUGUGUAAAAUAUGUAUAUAGAAUUAGUUUUUUAAAACCCUCUUAGUGGAUUUUUGCAGAAGCUAACAGAUUAAAUAGAUUUUGUUUGCAUGCUUGGUGUUCUAAUUUGGACAGUGCUUUAAAUUUUUUCUUCUUUUUAUGGUCAAGAAGGGCAGUUAUAAUUGUACAAUAAGGUUUUGUAGAAUGAAGAAUAGCAAAUGUGGGCUGAUCUGCGUCCAUAGAAUAUACUUGAAAUACAGAAGUCAUGGUUUUUUAAAUCUGUUUUAGGACUUCACAUAUAGUCAGUACUUACUGUUUAGGAGUCUUUUUCUUUAAAAUAAGUCUAUUUUUUCUUUUGUUAUAAUCUUAAGUAACAAAGAAAAGAACUUAAUGAAUAUUUGAAUCUAAUAAUGAAUAUAAAUUUUAAUUCACUAUAAAUUU
Molecule: messenger RNA, 3314 nt
Organism: Manis javanica (Malayan pangolin)
Lineage: Eukaryota; Metazoa; Chordata; Mammalia; Pholidota; Manidae
Gene: TRPC1
Product: transient receptor potential cation channel subfamily C member 1
Biological process (GO): regulation of cytosolic calcium ion concentration; calcium ion transmembrane transport
Cellular component (GO): cation channel complex; plasma membrane
Molecular function (GO): store-operated calcium channel activity; protein binding; inositol 1,4,5 trisphosphate binding
Source: RefSeq, a predicted model, not a curated record